This is a messenger RNA of Symsagittifera roscoffensis, 3708 nucleotides long. RefSeq lists its product as uncharacterized. Bases 105 to 3545 code for a protein of 1146 amino acids. Gene Ontology annotation, cellular component: lysosome. NCBI's taxonomy places the organism in Eukaryota, Metazoa, Xenacoelomorpha, Acoela, Convolutidae. The record is from RefSeq and is a predicted model, not a curated record. Gene Ontology annotation, biological process: sphingolipid metabolic process. The transcript has 23 exons.
CUAAAGCCGCUGUCAAAUCAUUCCAAAUAUUUCAUUUCAUAGUUACAGUUUGAGUUAAUUUGAACAUACAUUCUGUUUUGAAGCUAGAAAACUUGACAAAUGCGAUGUUGCUGAAACUCUUAGCGACAUUUUUAAUCGCAGGGGUGGUAUUGUGCGAUGAGGUCGAACAGAUUUCUGGAUGUGACAAAUCGGAGGGUCUGUCUUCCUACGUUGAUUGCCUCUCCUCUGAGGCGUAUGAAGAAGAUCUGAAGGAGGGCUACAGCUACGACUUCUCAGAGAGUGGAGACUGCGGAUGGUGUGUGAAUGCAAUGACGAAACUACAAUCCUACUUGGCGAACCGCGAGCAGGAUUAUUGGGGAGACUAUGACGAGCAGCCAGAAGAUGCUUCUAAUAGAGAUGAAGAAUACAGGAUGGUUGUGGCACAUAUGGUCUGCGCACAGAUUGAAGACGAAAAGAGCAGAAAUAACUGUGAACAAUUGACCUUUGACCAAUUCUAUACGCUGUGGGAGAUGCAAACCAGGGAAAUGCCCACUUUCAAGGUCUGCUCCAUCUUCGAUUACUGCCACGUCACUUUUGACGUGUGCAAGACCAGUCCGAAAACUGUGUGCGCAGACUACAAAACUGCUACGAAGUGUGGCAUGUUCGCCAAGUGUAUGAAACACGAGUGGGUUGCGGCUGCAGUUGAGUGGUCUCCAUGGUCAACUGUAGAUGAUCACUCGGCCGAAUGUACCGAGUGUAAGAUGGUUGUUGACUACAUGAAGAGCUACUUGGCCGACUACAGCCACAGAAACGAGAUCAUCCACGAGGUAGAGAUGGUAUGCGAGAAGUUCUUCACAGCCGACGAAUGCGAAACUUACGUGGGGGAGUCAAUCGGAACCCUGUUGGAGCUUCUGGAUACUGAAGUAUCCGCCGACGAAAUUUGUUCUCUCCUCCAACUCUGCUCUUCAUCUCAAGACCUGGAACCAGCAACUGUACAACCAGGAACUGCGUCACCAACUCCAUGGUCAGAGGAAAAAGUAGCCACACCUCCUCCGAGCAGCAGGGGACUCCUGGGAGCCGAUGAGUGUGUGUCCAGUCUAGAAGUGAUCUGCAGCGACCCAGAACUCAUGAUGAGGUGCGAGCGAGGCGACGUCUGUGACACCCUCAAAUACGGCUACACUUUCGGCUCAGCCAAAUUCGGUCACCUUUUAUCUUCAGACAAGAUGCCCGAGUGGCCAGAGCUAUCAGGAACGGAAAACUGCGAGGAGUGUGAAAACUUCAUGAAAUACGUGAAAGGAUAUUUCAGUGAUGAGGAAACUCACAGGGAGGCUGAGGUGGCAGUCGAAAAAUGGUGCAAUGACCUGCCCUCUGAAUACUCUGCAGAAUGUGUUCAAAUGGUACAAGAGUACUUGCCGAUACUGUUCACAGUGCUGGAGGAACACCUGGAUCCCGAGACAGUGUGUCAUAAAUGGCCGCCCUGCUCAGCCGACCAGUCUAGUCUCAACGAAACACAAACAGAUUGCGCAGGCACUCUUUGUACACCUGAAGGAUGCUGUCCCCUAACUGAUGCAGUGUGCUGCAGCGACAAUUCGCACUGUUGUCCCCAUGGCUACUCGUGCAGUUCGGAUGGCGGAUACUGUAUGCAGUCGGGGGAGGAAAACCAGAAAUCUGUUGAGAGUUUUGGUCUCACUCUUACAAAGUCAAAAGGAAAAUUCGAAUCUUAUGCGACUUUUCCGAAGAUAUCCGAGUGCACGUUGUGUGAAGAAAUUGUGGUAUGGGCGAAAGAAUAUUUGAGCGAAGAAGGUACUACAGAUGAGAUUGAAGAUGCAGCGAAGGAGAUGUGUAAUGAAUUGCCCUCUGGUUAUGUCGAUGAGUGCCUUGAAGUGGUGAAUGGAUACUUGCCGCUCUUGAUUGAAGCGUUGGAACAGGACCUGGACCCCCAGACUGUGUGUACAGAAGUCGACCUCUGCCCAGAUGACUCAUUCAAACUCAACGGAACCCAAACAGCAUGUGUCGGAACUCUCUGCUCGCCUGAAGCGUGUUGUCCCCUCUCUGACGCAGUGUGCUGUAGUGACAAUUUGCAUUGCUGUCCCCAUGGCUACUCGUGCAGUUCGGAUGGCGGAUACUGUAUGCAGUCGGGGGAGGAAAACAAAAAAUCUCAGCCAAAAGUGGACCAGAACUACAACAGAAAAACUGAACUGACAUCUUAUGCAACCUUGCCGAAGAUAUCCGAGUGCGUGGUUUGUGAACAACUGGUGGGUUGGGCGAAAGAAUAUUUGGGCGAAGGAGGUACUACAGAUGAGAUUGAAGAUGCAGCGAAGGAGAUGUGUAAUAAAUUGCCAUCUGAUUAUGUAGAUGAAUGCCUUGAACUGGUGAAUGGAUACUUGCCGCUGUUAAUUGAAGCAUUGGAGCAGGAUCUGGACCCCCAGACUGUGUGUACAGAAGUCAAACUCUGCCCAGAUGACUCAUCCAAACUCAACGGAACCCAAACAGCAUGUGUCGGAACUCUCUGCUCGCCUGAAGCAUGUUGUCCCCUCUCUGAUGCAGUUUGCUGUAGUGACAAAUUGCACUGCUGUCCCCAUGGCUACUCGUGCAGUUCGGACGGCGGAUACUGUAUGCAGUCGGGAGAGCGAAAAAAUAGCAAACCUGAGCCAAAAGUGGAGGAGAAAUAUAACGAAUGUGCUUCUGGCCAGACCGAAUGCUUUGCUGGCGCCUGCUGUCCACUUCCAGAUGCAGUAUGUUGCAGUGACAAUAUCCACUGCUGUCCUAGUGGAUACUCCUGCAAUGGAGGAUUCUGCUCAAGGGCCAGCCAAAACAGCUCCAUGCCAGAUGAUCUCGCUUUCCAAACUUACGUGAUCAAAUCUGUGAGCAGAGGAAGGAGGCAGGCGGAAAUCAGUGAGUCAUACAAUGAGCAGAGCCAACUGAGUAGCUGGUUGACCCUGGGCGAGAAACUGGCUGGUAUGGUCGAUGGUCUCCUGGGCCAGUUGAGAGAAUCCGGUGCAUGCAGUGCGUGCAAACUGGCUGUCAAAUACACACGGGAAAGUGACUUGAGAGAUAUGGAUGAAAAGAAGGAACUCUACUUGGAUGACAUCCGAUUUAAAGUAUGUAAAGAAAUGUAUGGAGAAAAUUACGAAGCCUGUCCGCUCGAUCAAGGAACACUCGAGAAUAUUCUAGAAGCUCACCAAAUAAGUGAUAUGAUGGCCGAUGAUGAAGUAGAGAAGGAUGAGGAUGGUCUCUACUGUCCUGUGAAGGCACUGUGCGAUGCAAACAGUAUCAAGAUCGAAGAUGCUUACAUUUUUGUGAGAGAACACAUGUGUGACGUGUACCGAAACAUGUUGGAGCUCGUGAAUGACCCAGCAAAGUUGAACGCUGGAUGGAGCAAGUUGAUGGAACAGGCGGACACGCUGAAGGGCAGUUACAAUGUGAAUGGCCUCCAAUGGGCGGAGGGUGUUAAGAAGGCACUGGAACAGGCUCAGAUGGAAAUGGAAAAGGAGGGAUACAAAGAUAAGAAGGAGAUAUUGAUAAAGAAGCUGAAAGAAGAGGUUCCUUCUUUCCAAAUGUGCUGAACUACUUGGACGAAGAAGGGAUCGAAAAAGAACUUGAAUAAUGGAGAAAAGAACUCAAUCUGAAUUGACUCUGAAAUUAUAAUUAUAACCCGGAACUUAUUAAGUUACACUGUUUUCAGUUGUAUUCUUUUGAUUAAUUGUAAUUCAUUGUUAGAAUUGUUUA